Molecule: messenger RNA, 474 nt
Organism: Aspergillus ochraceoroseus IBT 24754
Lineage: Eukaryota; Fungi; Ascomycota; Eurotiomycetes; Eurotiales; Aspergillaceae
Exons: 3
Coding region: 1-474 (157 amino acids)
Source: RefSeq, a predicted model, not a curated record
AUGGCUAUAGCAUCCGCCACCGUUAUCCUGGUGCCGCCUUCGGGCCAUGGAUCCGCACAGUGGAAGCCCAGAGCAAAUUAUGGCGCUGGGAAUGGAUCGGACCAUCUUGCAAAUGCCUAUGUCGCUAUGAGUGCACAGACAAGUUUCCACGUGUUCUCCAUAUCUACUAGAUCCCCCUCCGAAGAAGAGUUUUUCGGGAACAAAUGCUGGCGCCGCAUUCACGAUAACCGCAUCAACACCUAUGUUCCAUAUUGCUGGUCUACGGGCAUCUGGGAUGAUGCGGCCGUGAUGAAGCUGUUCUGGGUGACUAGGCCAAGUGGGAUGCUGGCAGCUAUCAGGAGAUUUCACCGAGCAUCCCUCUUAAAACGUCUUCCUUCACUGUCUACGAAGGAUGUCAAAUUAACCACACAGAAACAUCCAAUCACCACUCCGGGGACACAGCGCCCCCGUCAGGGCACCCUUCUCGGGCUCUAA